Wasmannia auropunctata (little fire ant) is the source of this 6949-nucleotide messenger RNA. RefSeq names its product serine/arginine repetitive matrix protein 2 (gene Srrm234). NCBI's taxonomy places the organism in Eukaryota, Metazoa, Arthropoda, Insecta, Hymenoptera, Formicidae. The coding region runs from base 903 to 4175 and encodes 1090 amino acids. The record is from RefSeq and is a predicted model, not a curated record. Gene Ontology annotation, biological process: nucleosome assembly. The transcript has 8 exons. Gene Ontology annotation, molecular function: structural constituent of chromatin; DNA binding. Gene Ontology annotation, cellular component: nucleosome.
GAAUAUGAAGUAAAAAAAAAAAAAAAGAAACAUAGAUAAUAUUGUGAAACGAUCGGGAACACUCGGAUAUGAGAUGAUGAGAGUCGUUUGAAGAACACCAAUGUGGAACGACGCGUAAGGAAAGGGAGAGACGGAACUCGUUAUUGUAAUCAUCGUCAUCAUCAUCAUCGUUGCCGUUGUCGCUGUAUGAUUGUUCUAGCUAGAAAAGCCGGGACAGUACAAAGGCUGCAAAAGACAACGGAGAGACGACAACCGGGAAGAGAGAGGGCUAUUACCUUCGCCCGCGCUCUUUCCCUCGCGCUCUCGCUUCACCCCUUUCUUCCCGUGAAGGGAUUAAGCGUUGUAGAGCUACUUGCGCAACGUGGACCAACCGACGGAGCGUUUCGAGUUAACAACCUAACAUUACCUUGCCAAUGUUAUUCAGCGAUCUCGUUUAUUUUAGAUGGUAAAAUAAGGAACGUUGAAGAAACGAGAUACGCGGAAACACUCGAGAUAAUUAUCGAUCAUAUUAGAACUGGAAGAGGACAGAAGUCGAAGAGAAAUUACAGAUUAUUCGUAAUCACUACACACAAUCGGCGAUUAUUCUACGAUCGAAAUACGUUUUUCACGGGGGAUUAAUAAAUAUUCCACAAUGUACUGAUCAAGUACGAGAGAGAAUAACUUUGUUUCUAAAAAUAAAGAAAAAAUAAAAUCUAUCGAGACUCGGUCUACGAUCGGAAAUAGCGUUAUAAAUGGAAGGCGACAAAAUUCCGGGAAGGAAUUUGCAGACUCGAAAUUGGGCUGAUUAUUAGAAAACAUCGAUAUACGAUCGUUCCACGUUACGUCAGAUUGCGCCAAGAAAGAUUUCUCGAAGGAAAGGAUCUCGGAGAAAAUUCUUGCACGUCUCUGCGAAUUUUGAGGAAAUGGCAAUGUCGGCGACGGUGUCACCGGCGAAACCCGCGCGCGGACGCGGCCCGGCCGACGGCCGGGCCUUCUUCGAGACGCUCUGGCGAGGCGGCAACUUCCUGCUGGACCGGCAAAAGGUGCUGAAGCGCUCGCGCAAACGCAAAUUGCACUACGCGGCGGCCAAUAACGGUGGCAAGAGGAAGCAGCAGCAGCAACAGCAACUGCUGCAGAUGCAGCGUCAACACUGCUGUUGCUGCCAGCGCAUUCAGCUGCACCUGCUUGCCGAACGGCGAAGCAACAUACGCUCCGUCGUCAGCGUACGGGAGACACACCAGAUCGCCGAGGCGCAGCAGGAGAAGAAUGCGAAGCUCCGCGAGGCGUUCGGCAUCUCCGAGUUCUUCGUGGAGGGCAGUAGCCUAGACCCGGAGCGGCACGCGCGCGAGGCGGAGGCGCGAGCCGCCGCCGCCGCCGCGAGCAAGGUCUACGAGCUGGUGCGUACGCCGAGCCCGGCACCGCCGCCGCCGGCACCGGAAGUGAUCGCCACCACGACCGCCGAGAAGAAGAAGCGAAAGCGUUCCGGCAGCGCGAGCGCGAGCAAGAAGAAGAAGGCCAAGAAGCACAAGCGGGAAAGAUCCGAAUCUCCCAAGUCCGGCAAGAAGAAAGAAAAGUCCAAGAAAAAGAAGAAGGAGAGGAAGCACAAAAAGGCCGAGGCCACGUCGUCCGACAGCGACUCCAGCGAGGAUUCCGAUGACAGCAACUCGUCCGAGGCCGAGUCGAAGAAGAAGAAGAAGAAGAAAAAGAAAAAGCUGAAAGUCGAUGGAAAGGACAAACAUGAGAAGAAAAAGGCUUCGAGUAAACGGAAACGUCAGUCAUCCGAAAGCUCUACGGACAGCUCCGUGGAAAGACCGAAAAAGGUGAAACAUGAGAAAAAUACCGCGGUGGACAAGGCGUCGAGGAAUGAAGUUUCCGAGAGUACCGUGGCCUCGCGUGAGCCGCUUCCUCCUCGAUCGAUCCGAUCACCGAAGCGAGAUACAUUGUCGCGAACAAUGUCUCGGAACGAGACUCCGCCGCUGCCGCCGUCGGCCGUCACUAAGACAAAGAAGGAUUCGCCGAAGAAGAGCGCGGCAGAGAAGCGGGACAAAUCGCCGAUGAACCACAACAGGAGUCCUGUACCGUCAUCGAACAGGCGACACAAGUCAUCCUCCAGAAGCAGAGGCGAUAGAGGCGACAGAAACGAUAGAGACCGAGACAGAGACAAAGACAGAGAUAGAGAUAGAGACAGAGGAGGAGGAGGAGGAGGAGGAAGGUCUCCCAGGAGGUAUUCGAGGUCACGUCGCGUGAGUCCGUCUCCCAAACGGAGACGAGGGUAUUCUCGAUCGCCCAGGAGACACGGCAGGCACUCUGUCUCCAGGAGCAGGAGCCGUUCCAAAUACGAUCGUUACGGAUCCUCCCGCAGGAGGCCCGUGUCUCCGCCAGCGAGACGCAGGGAGACCGAUUCUCGUCGAAGAUCGCGCUCGGCGAGGCGACAGCAGCAACGCUCCCGGCGAUCCCGAUCGCGCUCCACCCUGAGUUAUUCGCCGGUCAGAAAGAAUCCGGAGCGCUACAAGGACAUCCUGGAGGAUCGCAAGCCGCGGCGGGAUCAGAAGAAGAAAACUAAAGGCGACAAGGUGAAGUCACGCUCGACGUCGAGAAACAGGAAGGCGCAGCAGGUGGCGGUUGCGCCCAGAGUGAGUCUGAGAUCGUCGAGCGAGGACGAGGCCGAUCUCGCCGACGACGAACCCAACAAGCAGCAGCAGCAAGAGGAGGACGAGGAAAGGAGGAUCAUAGAGCUGAACACGUUGAAACGACUGCAGAGUGGCCUGGCGGCGAAGGCGCGGGAGACGCUGGAGAAGAAGGUGAUCAGUCCCACGAAGAUCAAGAUUGAGAGGAGGGAGGAUGUGUUAGACAUCGCUCUGCCGAACGAACCACCGAAAACCAUCGCGCAGAAUUCAACCGUACCGAUUCGAGACAGGUCCGCGUCGAAGGAGCCAGUUAUACAGGCUCUACCGGCCAUUCAGUCGCCGGUGUCCAGUAGAUCGCCCUCGCCGGCCCUACCUCUCACCCGAGAGGAGGCGGCGAUCAAGAUCAGAUCGCCGAGCGAGUCGCCGCCGCCGCCGCUGCCGUUGCCUCAGCAAUCCUUCGAGAGAGUCGAUUCCGCAUCUCCCAGCGUGAAGACCAAGACAAACAGCCAGUUUUCGAGAUCGCCAAGUUCCUCCGGCAAGAAAGACUCGCCGUCGAUCGCGUCUUCGAAGAAGGACACCUCGAAGAGAGAGUCGUCCUCCCGUUCCCCCACCACGACAAUGAUAUCCAGAGAGGACAGCACGAUAAUGAAACUGCGCUCGCCGAGCGAAUCACCGCCACCCUUGCUGAACAUCUCAUUAGCCAGAUUGAAUCGGCGCUCGAGAUCGCCGAAGAAGGGCAAAUCAUACUCCAGAUCGGCGUCGAGAUCAGGCACGAGAUCGCCGUCCGUCGUGGACAAAGUGAGGUCUUCCAGAUCGCCGUCCGGGGACAAGAAGUCGCGAUCCCGUUCGCGAGGCAAGAAAUCAUCGGCAUCGCCUGGACAGCGGUCGACCUCCAGAUCAGCCUCGAAGAAGUCGUCGCCCAAGACGAGAACGAAACAGCAGCGCUCGCCCCGAUCGAGAUCUACUUCGGCUGAGUCGAAGCGCUCGAGCGCGUCGAGAUCGCUCUCGAGGUGCAAGAAGUCCCCUUCGCGGUCCAGAAGCAGAAAUCGAUCGUUGUCGAAGAGGAGAUCGCGCAGCCGCUCUUCCGUGUCAAAGAAGUCCAGGAGCAGAUCGCUGUCGAAGAAAAGAUCGCACAGCCGUUCGCUGUCGAAGAAAUCCAAGAGUCGAUCGCGAUCGGCGUCGAGGGUCUCCAGGGACAAGGAUAAACGCAGUCACACUAGGAGCAGCUCGCGUUCCUCUGCUAGCUCCAGGCAUAGUCGAGGUAGAAGUUUUUCCAGUUCGUCAAGAUCGUCGAGCAGUGUCUCCAGUCGAUCCUCCCGCUCCUCAUCCAGCAGCUCUGCCUCCAGUAGAUCACGCUCACCGUCGAUACCUCGACGCCACGGUUCACCCAGCUUCCUAGACAGACGGCGUAUCACGAGCGCGAGGAAACGUCCGAUCCCGUAUCAUCGACCAACCCCGACACCACCCUCGUCGCCGAGUAGUUCCGAGAGCAGCAGGCACAGCAACUGGUCCACUGCGAGUCAUCGUUCCACCUGCUCCGCGAGUCGUAGUCCGUCUUACACGCGUUGAGAAAGACGCCCAUGAAUUCCCAGUAGGGGGAAAUUCGACGUUCCUUCUUCGUAUACUAGACUCGGAGCGAUCGUAGGCGCGAUCCUUUAUGACCUGAAGGAAAUCACCGUGUCCCGCUAAUCGAAUUUCCCGAGAUAUUAUCAAUUUAAAACAUUCAAAUAUGUAUUUAAAGAUAUAUUAAUUUAAAGAAUUAUAGUUGUAAAUAUUAAUUUAUAAAAACGAAAAUUCAGGUCAUGGAGGGUCGAAGAGAGUGUUCCAGUCAGGAAGUUUAAUAAUGUCUGUUAAGUUUUCCGAAAGGAAAGAUUGCACGGGGUACUCCGAGAUAAAUGGGCACGUUGCAUUAUUUUUAGCGAAAAGAAAUUGAUCUUCAUUAGCAAUAAUUUCAUUGAUGGUUUCCGUGCUGUUCAUUCGACGUGGUUCACGUGGAACAACGCCGUGUCUGUACUUUCAGUUGAUUCGGAAACAUUUUGUAUAUGAAUCGUACACAGUAUCAAUUAAUUCAAAUGACAACAGUCUAGUCUUAAAGAGGAUAACAAUCUAGUUUAAAGAAGAUAACAAUCUAGUCUAAAGAAGACAACAGUCUAGUCUAAAGAACUUUGAAAAACUGAAUUGACUUUCAGAUUAUUUUACGUUCGUAGGAAAAGAGUUUAUAUUAAUUUUAUGAAUUUAGGAUAAUGAUUUGCAAUCAGAACUAUCUGGAGAUGCAAGGGCUAAUUUUUAUUUGGUAUUAUUUGAAUAGUAUUUAUUUAAUUCCAUUUUAUUGAAAUGAAUUUUGAAUGGAAACAUCAUUCCGAGCAUAGUGCGUAAUUACGAAUCUGCGUAUUUAUUUAUUUAUUUAUUUAUUUUUUUGAUAAUUUAACAAGACACCAAUUAACCGGCUUAUAAAAUUUAUAAAAAGAAACAAAUCUCGGUCGUAACGAUAAUAUCACUUAUUCAACAUGUUGAAAAAGAAGAUGUCACAAUAUCAAUUUUAUAUUUAUUUCGAAUUUUGAUUCGAAUUACAGUGCAAUUUUGCAAUUAUUGUUGAUAUUAGAAAAUUAUGGUGGAGAAAAAUGAAUAUCAAUGUAGAAUUUAGUGUAUUAUACUCUCUUUCUCUAGUCAAACAGACUCGUAUUAUCAUGGUGCAGUAACUUCAUUUUCCUAUAACUUCUAACAGAAGUUUUCACUUAAUUUAAAAUGAAUAUUCAAAUGGGAAAAACGUACGUGUGCAAGACAAGCAAAGGAGAUAUUUUAAUAACGGAUACGAGAAUUUUCUUUCUUUCUCUGUGAAUCGUGAGAUUUUUACAAAACGUUCAUCUGUUUUUAAUAUUAUAAAUUUUCAUUGCGAAUUUUCAUUAAAUUACUUGUGUAUUUCUUGGAUCAUUAUUUGCUAAUUCUUACGUAAGCAAUAACGGAAAAGAAAAGAUCUGAUUGAGCAUUCUUUGUUACUCAUCUCAUUUACUAUCGUAAUAGUAUCAUAUAAUAUAGUGAUCUAGGCGUUUAUAAUUUGCGCUUUCUAAAUCAUGCUAUAUCCAAAGUCCUUAAACUCAUCAAUGAAUGCGGAUUUAAUUUAGGUAUUCAGAAAUUCUCAGUGCAAUGUUAUAAAUUCGUUCUUUUGUACAUUUGUAGAUAUUAUUUUUUAUAAAAUUCUACAUUUUCCUUAAAUAGUUUAAAUCCUCUCUAAACGUAUAUAUAUAAUUAUUUAUAUAUAUAGAUAAAAUUUAGUAAUUUUUAAAUUUAUUAUAUAUAUAUAUAUGUAUAUGAUGUAUUUAUUUAUUUAUUUGACAAAGUAGUUUUAAUUUAGCGACUGUGACAACACAGCGAUUCUUUUACAUGCAAUAUUCACAACUUGGUAAAAUACUCUAGUCACAGGAAGAUGAUUUCUCGCGAAGGCUCGAAACUGGGCCAGGCAGCAACGUACCAAAAAGACAUAAUUAGAAUACUAGUCUCGAUUACGCGGUUACGCGAAGUUAAGCCUCGAAGAUAUAUGUAUAGGGUUAAAGAAGGAUCAUAUUUGGAAAGUCUACAUUGUUUACGACUUGACAGAGAAAACUACGUAGCGCUAGCUCUCAUACUCGUAACGACUGAUUUCUUUCUAACGAGAAAUUCCUCGACCGCUAAUAUCGGGUCAUUGCGUACGAAUUGUAUCUCUUAACAUUCAGCAUAUCUGAAGAUACUUGACUUUUUAUCCUUUCCACCUUUCUUUCGCUCUAUACAUUUGAAUGAGAUUGAGAAUUUUGAUUUCUCAUUCUGAAAAAAAAAAAAAAAAAUCACAUUUUAUACGCAAUGCUCGAUCGACGCUGUCGAGCUCCAUAUUAAUGUAGGUCGGAUACAUUUUACAAUUUUUCCAGUGCAAUGUUUGUGAUCGCUCCCUUCCUGAGAUUCGUUUCCGCGUAUAAUAUAAAAUAAAUAAUAUAUAUUCGAAUAUACAGCGAAGUUAUGGGAAUGUUAAAAGGGUAAAACUUGAAAACUCUAUACCUUUCGCACGCCAUUGUUACCCUAAUUACUUAAAAGGUCUCCGAAAUGAUAAAUUCUACGUAGGAAACGACGUGCAAGGAAAUCCCUUUCAAAAUUCGAGUUGCUUUCAAAGAGCAGAACGCCCCGAUCUCUUCGUCAGUUCAUCAUUGAGAGGAACUCGUGAUCUGAAACUCUUGAACCUGACGUCUGUACCCGCUUAUGAUUUACAGCCAUCGUCGAAUGUUAUCGUCUCGUUAAAGUGAGAGAAAAUUCGGAUAUUAUAUCUGUAAUAUACUCUGUAUUGUUGUUGUGUGAUUAAAUCGAAAAUCUCAAACACA